CCCAUCCCGUUGAGUGAUGCUUUGCUCCUGCUGGUCUUGGGAGGAUAUGCCUCGCCAAAUGCAACGAUGGCGGGGCUGCUCGACCUGGGCAAUGCCGCUGCUUUCCAGCCGAGAUGGGCGCCGGCACUCGCCUCGUCCAUGAUCAUCAACACCACAUUCGCAUCCGAGCCGAGGGCAGAUCUGGCAGCAACCGAUCCGAUCCACAAGGUCGAUUCAUCAACAGCAACCCAUCCGAUUCAUGGCACCGCUCCGUCGACAGCAAGCACUGUCGUCUUGGGAUUGGCCUCGGCCUCGACCCCGACCCCGAUCGCAGCAGAUCCUGAGAGCAACCAGACGCAGUCCUGGCACGCCGUCAUGGUUGCCGCUAACGUCUCCAGGAUCGACCACCAGGCCCUCGUCAUCGAGAAUCAGAUCUGGGUUCUCUUUGGGAUGGUCCAAGGCAACGAGUCCCUGACACCGCCGAGCCACUCGGUGAUGAUCUUGGACCCGUUUGCCCAUCAGACCACUGCCCUCGACGACCUCCGCUCGCAUGCCCCUGGAUGGCGCUAUGGCCACUCGGCAGUAUUCGACCCGGAUGCCCAGCUGAUCUAUGUCGUCGGCGGCAUUACGGCGUAUGGGCCUUCGAGCGAGAUCUGGGCCUUUGACCUUGGACUUUUGCAGUGGUAUUCGAUCGGAUCGCCUCCAGCUCUGCCGCCGCUCUAUGGCCAUUUGUCCUUGCUCGUCGGUAGCCAUCUUCUUGCAUGCUUUGGGCUCUUCACCGCACCUCCGCCGAGCACGGGCACUUGGGGCAUUGGCUUGCCUCCGAAUCCGUUCUCCCAGAUCCUGGCUUCACAGCCCGACGCCAUCAACAACGGUUGCUUGGCCAUUCGGCUCAUCGAUCUCAAGCUGACACUGCCCGCCAUGAGUUCUACCGCCAACCGCAGCCCAACGGGUGUCUUGUUUGCCCCGGUGGCAGCAACCUCGCCCGACAGCUCACAGCUGGUUCUCAUCGAUGCCGGACUGACUUCCAAUUCUACAAACUCGCCGGUGUGGGUGCUGGACUUCUCAAACUUCCCGGACUCCCUGACGCUCGCUCCACAACCCACCACUGGCCAAGGUCCCUCGUUUCGGAGCCUCCUAUCGGUCGCGCCGGUCGGCGCAACAGCCAUCAUGGUUUGGGGCGGCAUCCCAACCCUUGAUAUCCUGGAAGCCGAUCAAGCGUCAAGCCAGUAUCAUAUUCUCGAUCUCCAAAGCUGGACAUGGCUAGCCUACCAGAUCGACAGCAGUGGCUCCGCCAGCGUCCAAAUCCCGCCACCUUCGCCGCCAUUCGCAGUCCCGUCCUCGACGGAUCCAAUGGCGGCUGGGGAUUCUGCAGCGUCAUCCUCAAUCAACCCAGUGGAAGUCGCUGCCUUCAGUAUGAUCGCCAUGAUACUCAUCUUGGUCGUAUACGUGGUCAGACAUCGACGCAUGGUGCGCUCAGGAACCAGGUCCGUGGCGUGGUCUCGGCAUCCUGGUGAUGGCCCGAUCCUGCAACCGCAAUCCAGCCGAUCCAGUUCGAUAACCCCUCCAGAGCCAGUCGUCCUGGUUGCUGGCCAUGGACGUCCACCAAGUAUGAAGCGCCAAUUAACGUCGUGGAUGGGAAUUGCCCCCAAGCCGUCGUUUCCGCGACGGCCUCUGAGCGAUUCCUCAUAUACCAGCCUGGGACUGUAUUCCAGCCUGGAGCGCCCAUCUCCCAGGGAAAAUGGCUCACUCCUUGAUCAAAGAAGCCACGAGUCGGAUUUAUACACACGGCAUCCCUCGCUCAGUGCCAAUCGUUUGAGUAGUGGUACGUUUGAUCUGGGCUCCGGCGACACGAAGCCAAGGCCAGACAGCACAGCGUCGCGAGGCGCGGUCCACCGAUUCUCGACUCUCAUCGGUGGUGGACUGGGUGGAUCCGAGAAACGAGAAUCAAGUGGGUCACAAGCCAGCUCUGCCAAGUCGGCUGUCAGCGUCCAGUGGAUCGCCUUCGAGUACUCCGUGGGCUUGGGUUCCCAGCCUUUGGUACCUUGGACAGGCCAAUCUGUCUCACGACGAGACCCAUACAUGCUGCCGGACAACGCGACACUCAGUCCGGCGAUAAGCCAGCCUCCAACACCUUCUCAUGCACGGGUUGCAAAGAUUCGCAGCGAUUCGAUCCCGAUCCCGAUCCCGAAAACGACGAUCCCCAUGGUCGAUGCCUGGAAGAGCUGGAUAGCUGGCGAACAAACGCGAUUCAGUUCCGCUAUCGAUUCGCCGACUCUGGAUCGCCAUGACAGUGUCCAGAGCAGUGCCACAAGAUCUUCGGUGGGAUCAUCUGUAUUAUUGCGACUUUCCCGACUGCAUGAGGUUGUAUUGGAUCUGGGACGAUCCUCGUCGUCGAUUCGGAGUGAGCCUUUGCACGAUAGUCACCCCACCGACCCGGUUGAUUACCCUAGCCGGGAUAUGGAAUGUGUUGCCCUCCAGGAGCGAACCCCAGCGGCUGAGAAAAGUCGGAAGCUGCGACACAAGCCAUUUCUUCGGAUCAUCACGCAACCGAGCGCAGAAAGCGUCUCUGGAGCUCACAGCCCAACAUGCUCAUAUAGGUCUCGGAGAGAGGCGAUGGUCACUCCGGUUGAUCGCCGACUGCCGCGGAUCGUCACCAUGGAGGAGCUCCGGGUGAGCCAAAACAAUAGCAUCCUCUCGGUGAAAAACAUCGACCAUCACGACGGAUCCGACGAACAACAUGCGUGAGCCCACCUGAUGCCGGGUCAAGCGCCAGGCAGCUGGGAUCUGGCUGCCCGCGAUCCAAGUAAAUCCGCUGCUCCAUGUGUCGAGCAAGGACGGUUAGGACGACGGCAUUUCGUUUGCAUCCCCGUAGACAAGCGCUCCUGUUUUCUUGCACGAGGAACACGGCCGAACAUUACAACAUAACUGAAGCAUACGUGGCAACUUGUUCCGAGUCCGGAGGGUGCUUUCUCUGGAUGUGAAUACACACCUCAUCCAUCGUCCACCA
Molecule: messenger RNA, 2989 nt
Organism: Polychytrium aggregatum
Lineage: Eukaryota; Fungi; Chytridiomycota; Chytridiomycetes; Polychytriales
Exons: 4
Coding region: 67-2727 (886 amino acids)
Molecular function (GO): protein binding
Source: RefSeq, a predicted model, not a curated record